Ceratina calcarata is the source of this 754-nucleotide messenger RNA. It is a transcript of the gene SmD1, whose product is annotated as small ribonucleoprotein particle protein SmD1. Gene Ontology annotation, molecular function: RNA binding. NCBI's taxonomy places the organism in Eukaryota, Metazoa, Arthropoda, Insecta, Hymenoptera, Apidae. The record is from RefSeq and is a predicted model, not a curated record. Gene Ontology annotation, biological process: RNA processing; spliceosomal snRNP assembly. The transcript is spliced from 4 exons. The coding region runs from base 138 to 509 and encodes 123 amino acids.
UUUUAAGCGAACCUCGUCUUAAGUCUUAACGUCGACGACUAAUUCGCAUCAUACGAAUUAGUGAAAAAAAGCGGUUUGAAAGCGGCAUGAUAUUGAAAUUAUAAUCUAUCGACGACGUAAACAUAUUUAACAAUACCAUGAAGCUGGUAAGAUUCUUAAUGAAACUUAGUCACGAGACUGUAACGAUAGAACUAAAGAACGGUACUCAGGUACAUGGCACUAUUACGGGCGUAGACGUGGCUAUGAACACGCAUUUGAAAACCAUUAAAAUGACUAUUAAAAACAGAGAUCCUGUACAAUUGGAUACGUUAAGUUUACGCGGGAAUAACAUUAGGUAUUAUAUAUUACCAGACUCGUUACCGCUCGAAACGUUACUUAUAGAUGACACACCAAAAGCAAAGGCAAAGAAGAAAGAGGCAGCACGAGGUGCAGCUCGUGGGCGAGGUCGGGGUGGUCGUGGUACCAGAGGAGGACGCGGUGGGCGAGGUAGAGGAAGGGGCAGACGAUAACUAUAAAUUUUCGCAUCAUUCCGUUUCAAUCAUCAAUCGAACUUUUUUCAUUCGAGAUUAAAGUAUUUACGCGAACCAUUGUACUAUACAGAUAAGAAUAAAUUGUAUCACUUGUCUAAAAUUAGUGUUCAAUUUGUACAAACGGAAUUACGGAAAUAGUCAAUCUUAACUAUGUUUGGGCCUCUCAUUCUCUUCGUAGACGUGAGACUAUAGUGGGAGAAAUGAAUUCUGUGUUCUACCUCGUU